Messenger RNA from Phragmites australis (common reed), 1127 nucleotides. RefSeq names its product vesicle transport v-SNARE 13-like. Gene Ontology annotation, cellular component: ER to Golgi transport vesicle membrane; endoplasmic reticulum membrane; SNARE complex. The transcript has 5 exons. The record is from RefSeq and is a predicted model, not a curated record. NCBI's taxonomy places the organism in Eukaryota, Viridiplantae, Streptophyta, Magnoliopsida, Poales, Poaceae. Gene Ontology annotation, biological process: intracellular protein transport; vesicle fusion; vesicle-mediated transport. Bases 246 to 911 code for a protein of 221 amino acids. Gene Ontology annotation, molecular function: SNAP receptor activity; SNARE binding.
AUGUGCUAAUCCCUCAUCUAUUGUAUUCCGUUUCCCCAAUCCUGAGCCGAUCAAAGUCGAAGCCACCCCAAAAUUUCCCCUCGCACAGCCGCGCGGAUCGAGUCGCCGUCGAAUUCGCCUCUUCCGUCCGCUCGAUCCGACGCCGCGGGGCUGCUUCUGCGGAUCGUUUCGCCGGGGUGAUUUCGGUGUGAGAUUUGGGGGCGCGGGUGGGAGGAGGAGAUCGAGGCGAGCCGCGAGCAGCAGCCAUGAGCGAGGUGUUCGAGGGCUACGAGCGGCAGUACUGCGAGGCCUCCGCCUCCCUCUCCCGCAAGUGCACCGCCGCCUCCGCCCUCGAUGGAGAGAAGAAGAAGCAGAAGCUGUCCGAGAUCCAGUCGGGCGUGGAGGAAGCUGAAUCGCUGAUUCGUAAGAUGGACCUGGAGGCGAGGAGCUUGCAGCCCAGCGUGAAGGCAGGUUUGCUUGCAAAGCUGAGGGAGUACAAAUCUGACCUCAACAACCUCAAGAGUGAGCUCAAGAGGAUCUCGGCGCCAAAUGCCAAGCAGACUACCAGGGAGGAGCUCCUUGAGGCUGGCAUGGCUGACACGCUCGCGGUGUCUACUGAUCAGAGAGGAAGGUUGCUGAUGACUACAGAAAGACUGAAUCAGUCCACUGACAGAAUUAAAGAGAGCCGAAGAACUAUGUUGGAGACAGAAGAUCUUGGUGUGUCAAUUCUUCAGGACCUUCACCUACAACGACAGUCACUGCUACAUGCUCAUACCACUUUGCACGGAGUCGAUGAUAACAUUGGGAAGAGCAAAAAGAUCUUGGCAGCAAUGUCAAAGAGGAUGGACAGGAACAAGUGGAUAAUUGGGGGCAUCAUGGCAACUCUUGUUCUGGCCAUUCUUAUCAUACUGUACUUCAAGCUCACUCAUUAAACCUGCCUCCAGGUAGGUUCUCCACAUAUAUGUGUUCAGUAAUUGUGCGAUAAGAGUUGUCUGAAUGCUGUGUAUUGAGCAACGCAUGUCUCUCCAAGCUCAUUUGUUUCCCAAAAUUUGUAAACUUCAAGUGGCCCAUGUUAUGUACAGUGACACAGACACUUCAAUUAUGUAAACUGGCCAAAAAGUGAGAAAAGUUCACUUUUAUUGAGUCUC